This is a messenger RNA of Spirometra erinaceieuropaei, 3426 nucleotides long. NCBI's taxonomy places the organism in Eukaryota, Metazoa, Platyhelminthes, Cestoda, Diphyllobothriidea, Diphyllobothriidae. The record is from the annotation of a GenBank genome assembly.
AUGGCCUGUCAGCGCCUGGCAGAGCGACUGGCCUAUGGUGACGUCACUUCAGAGGCUCGCAAUGAGGACGGGUAAAAGCGACUAGAGAGAGAUGCUUUGUCAUGGAAGUGUCUUUUAAAAUUUCUAGCAAAAACGUCCAUCAAUUGCCGGAAAUAAAUAUAGGUACGCGAAAUAUAUGACACCGAAAGACUGAAAAAACACAAGUUAUCAGCCACAAGCUGUCGGAACCAAUGACAAUCGUCGGUGUUUUCGGUGCAAAAUUGGCACCAGACUAUAUUUUCUUCGAUACGGCGCUAGCGUUGUCCACACAUGACCUCAUAAUUGCAGUUCAUACCAGUAAAGAGGAUAGAAAAUCGGCAUAGAGCAGGUAAAACAGGCCAAAUGACGUACAGUUAAGACUAAUUCUACGUGAACAGAGGGUAGGAAAGAGGCAAUGAAACUCCGAUGACUUCUCUCAGGCAUCUGCAAAUCAACAAAUAGGUCCCGAUAGGUCUGCGCUCAAAAUCAGCGGACACAUCAAGUUCACCGAAGCAACCGACAUGUCGUUCCUAUUGAAUUCGAACCUGCCACAGCAGAAGCAAGGCUUGAGCACAGUCAACGCUCGAACUACCAAAGCUACGAGGUCACAUCGGAAGUCGUGGGUCAAGUUACCCACAUAACCUACUGCGACGCACAGAAUCCACCAAAUCCACUGAAUGCCCAAGCAGGAGUUCCUGGGAAACCAUUCUGGAAUCCACUAGGUAGCCAGUAGGCUUAAUUAAUAUGCGGGUAGGAUUGACUACAUAUGUGGACGUCAAAACGGCGCAGAAAAGCAGGAGCCGCCUGCAGUACGGGCGGUUUUCCGGCGACUUCCAGUAAAAUUAGGGUUUGGUUUAAGGUAAUGUUUGUAAGUAAGGUAAGGAUUAGGUUCAAGGCUAGAUUUCAGGUUAACGGUAAGGUAAGUCAGGACCAAGCUAAGGGUUAAGUGUGAACUGCAGAGUUGGGACCAAGAUUACGGCAACAGUUUAGUUUAGUAGUAGGGUUAGCGUUGGUGCCAGGACACGGGAUUAUUUCGUCCUUUCUAGCAUUAUGCCUAGGUUCACCCUUAUUACUUGAGCGGGGAGUUACUAUUUCCAUGUCGUGUUUAGAUGCCGACACAAACGAGUGUCUGCAGAUUUUAAAUAAUCUACUUUGGCCAUUUAAUCGCGCAAGCCUGGUAGUCAUCUGGUAGACUGCAGAUUAAUUUCGCUGACUGCCCGUUUACGAUCAAGGGAGAGAAAGCCGUUUUAUUUUGGAAGCAUUAUUUCAACAUUUUCAGCAAAGAAAUCCAUUCACAGUGGGUCUGCGAAACAAAUAACACCAGAGGAUCACAAGCGAUAACUGUCGAAAAAUGCAAUUGUCGACAUCAAGAAGAAUAGUCGGUGAGAGAAUUCCAAAAUUCGCGUCACAUUCAACUUCCUUCAAAAAGGUGCUGGCGUAGUGUGCGAAUGACCUCAUAAAUGUAGUUCGGACAAUCAAAGAAGGGAAAAAGUUCGUAUUUAACGAGUAAAUAGCCCAAUGCAUGUGCCUAUAGGAAAAUUCCCAUUUGAAUGGAGAGCCGAAGAUGGCGGCUCAGUUUAAAAGCCCGCCAAGGCGUGCUUUACAAGGGUCCUCUUAUGUCUCUUUAGGGAAUUGUUAUACAGCUCUGAAAAUCAUACAGGUUUGAGACAACUACUGUCUUUUAAAAGGGUACUUUAGGUUUCGUAACCGCCUGAUGGGUCUAUUACUGAAUUAUAACUGAACAGUGAUGAAACUUGGCGAUCCGCACAAACGCGUCUGAGGCCCUGAACUACCAACCGUAAACAGAUAACCGUCUGGGCAUAAACUGGAACGCGUCAAAAGUAAUCUGAUUUCAGACGUCACAUAGUCCGAUCGGUCAGUCGCCGAACUGACAGUUCGGAGAUUACAACCUGUAGAAUAUUCUACGUCGUUGAUCUCUGGCCAUGUUUUGUCCGACAGCAGUCAUGUUUGAGAGGGGGGGGGGGCUAGAAUGUGGCUACCGAAUCGCUGCUGCCUACAUGGCCAAAAAUGCGGUAGACAGUGAGUAAACUUACGCAGCAAAAACCCAAAAUGUCAUGAGACAUGUUCGAGAUCAUGACUCCAGCGGCAUACGCUGCCACGCUCCGACAUCGCCGGAAGCGCAUGUCAUGCAAACACUACUCAGGUUUUUAUAGGAGUCGUGGAUGGGGACAUGGUAAAUGCGCAAACUCGUGAAAUGUUAAUCGAAAUUCUGGAAUGUGUUUCCCACUCGAAAAGACUACUUACGUAGGGUUACAAUACUAAUCACCGUGCAGUAUAGGCCAUGAUACGUCUGUUACUUCAGCACUUCUUUUCGGUUGCCUGCAAAAACGGUUAAAGUUGACUGCUUAAGUAGUAUGCAUUUUCCUCAUCGACUUUUGAUGGCAUUAUAAAUUCAGAUAUAUUCCAUAGAAAACAGGCAUAAAAAUAUCCAUUCUCUUAAUCAUUUGGUGGAAAACUGCGUCGUACCUAGAUUUUAUACUUGAAGGAAGGGCGUAACUCAGUUUUAUGACCGGGGAAAACCACGAUUAUUUUUGCGUUCAGGGGAGACACCUUCAUCGCAUGUUCAUUUCGAAGAACGGGGACUUCAGGCAGAUCUGACCUACUUGCUAGGCCGGUGGUUGUCCAAUUUAUCAGAAGCCUAAAUUGUGAUGUUUGCCUUUGUUAGAGGGGCAAUAAUUAAUAUUAAUUGUUAAUAAAGGUAACUUAGUACUGUGAUUUAUAAGUAUGCUUUUUGUAUUUCUAUCACUUCGUCACCAAGCAGUGUACGCUAUCCCACUUGUACUGUCCUCAAGCGGAGUGAAGCAGGGCUGUGUGCUGGCGCCUACCCUCUUCAGUCUCAUGUUCUCAGUCAUGCUGAUGGACGCCUACCGCGACGAACGCCCUGGAACCCGCAUCGCCUAUAGAACGGACGGUCAUCUCCUGAAUCACCGGCGCAUGAACUUCCAAUCGCGUGUAUCCACAGCCACCGUGCACAAACUCCUCUUCGCCGACGACCGCGCCCUGAACACCACCUCAGAAGUGGAGAUGCAACGGAGCAUGGACCUAUUCUCCGCCGCCUGCGAGAACUUUGAGCUGGUUAUCAACACGCAGAAGACGGUGGUGAUGCAUCAGCCGCCUCCGAGCUCAGCCACAGCCCCCAACGCGCCGCAAAUCAACGUGAAUGGGACUCAACUGCAAGUGGUAGAGAACUUCCCGUACCUGGGCAGCACGCUCUCCCGCAACACCAAGAUCGACGACGAAGUCGCCAACAGGAUCUCGAAAGCCAGUCAAGCCUUCGGUCGCCUCCAAAGCACAGUUUGGAAUCGUCACGGUCUCCAACUGAGCACAAAGCUGAAGAUGUACAAGGCCGUCACCCUGCCGACGCUACUGUACGGAGCGGAGACCUGA